Molecule: messenger RNA, 2192 nt
Organism: Cotesia glomerata
Lineage: Eukaryota; Metazoa; Arthropoda; Insecta; Hymenoptera; Braconidae
Product: prion-like-(Q/N-rich) domain-bearing protein 25
Exons: 10
Coding region: 1-2169 (722 amino acids)
Source: RefSeq, a predicted model, not a curated record
AUGUCAGGAAUUAAAUCGAGUCAAUGCAGUGAAUAUGGUGAAUUGUGCAAGCCUUAUGAACGGCAGCCAUGUUGUAACUCAACUUUGAGUUGUAUGGUCUCACAUUUGGAGAUAAAAUUUUUCUGCAUGAAAAUAGGUGAUGUCAUACUGGACCAAUCAUGUUCCGGAAACGAAGAAUGCCAAGGAAUACCUUAUGCGCACUGUUCUGAAGGGAAGUGUCAAUGCAAGCCUCAACACAAUAAACUGAAUGACACUGCAUGUGCGCCGAUACUGGGUAUCUUCUGUUGGAGUGAUAGUCCAUGUGCAGAUAUCAAUGCAGUCUGCAUUGACCAUAGGUGUCAAUGUCGGGCUGGAUUUCUGGCUCAGUCUCACGAUAAGUGCAUUAAUAAUUUUUUGGAAAGUUCCUGCAAAAAAUCCACCGAUUGCGACGGCAUACUUCAUUCCAAAUGCUCUGAUAAAGAAUGUACAUGUCUAUCAGGUUAUAUUCCGGUAAACAAAACCACGUGUGCGCCUCUUUUAGGCGAAUUUUGUUGGAGAUCUGAAAAAUGCGCACCAGAUAAUUCCGUCUGUGUCAAUAAUGAGUGUCAAUGCAGUGAAGACUACUCUCGGCAAUCUAACGACCGUUGUUUGCCGACUUCUUUGGGCCAGUUCUGCAGAUUUAAUAAAGACUGCAAUGCAAUUAAGUACUCAGUUUGCUCUGAAAAUACCUGCAUUUGUCAACCGAAUAGUGUUCCAGCGAAAGGCAACAGAUGCAAAUCUCUCCUUGGUGGAGUUUGUGGCUACAAGAUUGAUUGUUUUCCUCGUAAUGGACUCUGCGUUGACCAGAGGUGUCAAUGUCGUCAUAAUGUUCUUCCCCAGUCAAAUGCUAAAUGUACAGUUGGAUUUGUUAAAACGACGUAUGCGAAAAUGAGAAGAGACGAUCCGGCCAGGUGUUCUGCCAACGGAACUUGCACUUGUGAACCGAAGCACGCUGCAUUGAACGACACAAUUUGUGCUCCUGGUUUGGGAGAAGGCUGCAACUACUUGUGUCUUACGGACAAUGCAGCCUGCAUUGAUAAUAAGUGUCAAUGCAAGUCAAAGUACGCAAUGCAGGCUCGGAAAUUUUGCAAACCGACGCAAUUGCACUUGGCUUGUGCGUUCGACGUCGACUGUAAUGACGUCGAGCAUGCAAAAUGUUCGAACGGUAAGUGUGUGUGCAGGGAAAAAUAUGCGGAGGUCAAUGUAAAGACAUGUCGGCCGCUGUUAGGAGGAUCUUGUAGAUCAGACAGUGACUGCUUCACUGACAAUGCGAGCUGCAUUGACAAUCAGUGUCAAUGCAACGAAUAUUUCGUCGCUGCAAAUAAUUCGUGCCUGCCAAUUGAAAAGUUUUGUAAUGUCAAUGCCGACUGCUCGGAUAUAGAGAGUGCGGAGUGUUCCGACAAUGUAUGCAAAUGCAAACCGAAUUUCCGGAGGUUCAACAGUAUCGUGUGCGAACUGCUAUUGGGAGGAAGUUGUAUAAGCGAUGAGCAGUGUCGGAUACCGAAUUCUUCUUGCCUACUGAAUAAGUGUCAAUGCACUGAAUAUUAUGUUGCAAAUUCAAAAAAUCGAUGUACAUUGUUUCCGAAAAGUAUGCCAUGUCCUAAUACUUGUAAAUUUACUAUUAAAAUUUCACUGAUUCUCUUUACAGUAACCCUAGGACAGCCUUGCAUCGAUAACGAUGACUGUAAUACGAUACCUCAUGCCGUUUGCUCCAAUAAAAUUUGCGCUUGCAACAAAAACUUCAUCGCACUCGACGAGGAAACAUGCUUGCCUGUACUCGGCGGACAUUGUCUCGAAGACCUUGAAUGCCGUUAUAACACAACCGAGUGCAUUAAUAACAAGUGUCAAUGCAAGGAAUCUUUUAAAGCUGUUUCUAGUCAUCAGUGUCGAAACAAAUCUUCGAUAGCUUUCUGCAAAGAUGUCACAGAAUGCGGUGACCGUUGGCAUUAUCAAUGCAGUGACGGCAAGUGUAUUUGCGCGGACGACAACAUCCUUGUUGACAUCUGGACCUGUUCUCCGAUGAUCGGCGGAGCUUGUUGGGCGGAUCAUCAAUGUGUUGUUGAAAAUUCGAGCUGCGUUGAUUUUAGAUGUCAAUGCAAGCCUAAUUAUGUCGUAAUAGCUAAUAAUUUGUGCUUUAAAAAUAACUUAUGAUUUAUGAUGAUUUUUAAUACUAU